Ochotona princeps (American pika) is the source of this 5527-nucleotide messenger RNA. It is a transcript of the gene NRK, whose product is annotated as Nik related kinase. Bases 513 to 4940 code for a protein of 1475 amino acids. The record is from RefSeq and is a predicted model, not a curated record. Gene Ontology annotation, biological process: protein phosphorylation. NCBI's taxonomy places the organism in Eukaryota, Metazoa, Chordata, Mammalia, Lagomorpha, Ochotonidae. Gene Ontology annotation, molecular function: protein kinase activity; ATP binding. The transcript has 29 exons.
GAGGCCGUUUGCAGACCGUUAUAGUCCUUCAGCACCUCCUUGGCCCGAGGGCCCCUCGCCUGCGUCUCCCUGCGCGCGGCUGCCCACCUGGCGACGUGACGCUGCACCAAUCCCCUUGCAGCGCCCGCCGGCCCCUCGCCUCGCACCGCCCCCCUCCCCACCCUGAAAGAGGCGCACCCUGCCGGGGCAGACGCUGCGCGCUCGCUGCCGAGCACCCCUUCGGCUUGCUCCGUCGCGAGGACCAGCGCUACCAACUCUUCCUCUAGCCUUAGCCAAACUUGCUUUCCCGCCUCUCGAACUCCGGCUUUCCCUCCACUCCGGGCUCUUUUCCCUCCACUUUUUCCUCCCUCCUUGAGCCAGCACCACCAACCCCUCUCCCUUCCACUCCUCUCGCCCGCCCUCUCCCUCUCCCUCCCCCCCCUUUCCCCGCCACAACUCCUCCGUCCACGUCCCCCGCGGACUCUCCCCGAGCGCGCCCAACUUGGUCGCCCGCUCCUAUUCCUCUCGAAGCCAUGGCAGGACCUGGAGGCUGGAGAGACAAGGAGGUCACUGAUCUGGGGCACUUGCCGGAUCCAACCGGAAUAUUCUCGCUGGACAAAACCAUUGGCCUUGGGACUUAUGGCAGAAUCUAUUUGGGACUUCAUGAGAAGACUGGUGUAUUUACAGCUGUUAAAGUGAUGAACGCUCGUAAGACUCCUCUACCUGAAAUAGGAAAACGAGUGAGAGUGAAUAAAUACCAGAAGUCUGUUGGGUGGAGAUACAGCGAUGAAGAAGAGGACCUCAGGACUGAGCUCAACCUUCUGAGGAAGUACUCUUUUCACAAAAACAUUGUGUCCUUCUAUGGUGCGUUUUUCAAGCUGAGUCCACCUGGCCAGAGACAUCAACUUUGGAUGGUGAUGGAGUUCUGUGCAGCAGGCUCAGUCACUGAUGUAGUGAGGAUGACCAGAAAUCAGAGUUUAAAAGAAGAUUGGAUUGCUUAUAUCUGCCGAGAAAUCCUUCAGGGACUAGCUCACCUUCAUGCUCACCGAGUCAUCCACCGGGACAUCAAAGGUCAGAAUGUGCUCCUGACUCAUACUGCUGAAGUAAAACUGGUGGAUUUUGGAGUGAGUGCCCAGGUGAGCAGAACCAAUGGAAGAAGAAACAGCUUCAUUGGGACACCAUACUGGAUGGCACCCGAAGUGAUUAACUGUGACGAGGACCCAAGACGCUCCUAUGAUUACCGAAGUGAUGUGUGGUCUGUGGGAAUCACUGCAAUUGAAAUGGCUGAAGGGGCUCCUCCUCUGUGUAACCUUCAGCCCUUGGAAGCUCUUUUUGUCAUUUUGCGGGAGAAUGCUCCUACAGUCAAAUCCAGUGGAUGGUCUCGCAAGUUCCACAAUUUCAUGGAAAAAUGCAUGAUAAAAAACUUCCUCUUUCGUCCUACUUCUGCAAACAUGCUUCAGCACCCAUUUGUUCAGAAUAUCAAAAAUGAACGACACGUUGUUGAGUCGUUAACGAAGCAUCUUACAGGAAUCAUUAAAAAAAGACAGAAAAAAGGAAUCCCUCUGGUCUUUGAAAGACAAGAACCUAUUAAGGAACAACAUCACACCAUGAAAAGAUUCAGGGGAUCUUCCUGCACUCAUGAGCUUCUGAGAUUGCCAACCAGCAGCAGAUGCAGGCCCCUCCGUAUCCUACGUGGAGAACCCUCUCAGCCCAGAUGGCUGCCUGAUGAUGAGCCACAGAUGCAAGCACUUCAGCAGCUGCAGGGGGAAGCCAGGGGAGACUUGCCACCACAGGCUGAGGACAAUAUCCCAAGGCCUCUACAGAAGCCAGCCAAGGCACCUAAGCGCCUACAUGUGGCAGCUCAGGUGUUCAUGCCAUUACAUGCUCAGGGUAAGCUAAAGGCAGCUAGGCCUCUACAGCUGCACAUCAUGGCACCCCCACGACUGCAGCGGGCAGCUCGGGUGCUCAUGCCACUUCCACCUCACGCUAAGAUGCCUAGGCGUCUACCAGUACAGGCUCCAUUGCCCAAAAAAGAGCAGCAAGUUCCAGAGCAGGCCCAACUAUCAAAAGAGCCAAAAGAUCUAGACCAGGUGCCAGAGGAAUUUCAGGGGCAAGAACAAGUCCCCGAGCAACAGCAGGGACAAGGCCAGGCUGCUGAACAACAGCAGAUGCAGAACCAGCCUGAUGAGCAGCUGCAGCAGAACCAGGCUCCAGAACAGGCAGAGAUACAGGAAGAGGCAGCAGAGCCUGUGCAGGCAGAGCCUGAGGCAGAGGAAGCUGAAUUGAUCCGAGUGAAUGCCCAAGUGGUUCUGCCCCUACUCUCGCAGAACCACCAUGUGCUGCUGCCCCUGCAUUUAGAUACUCAGCUGCUCAUCCCAGUGCAGAAGCAGGAAGAAGAGGCAUCUCAGGCACAGGCCUGGGCACUCGAGACCCCGCAAGCUGUUGGCUCCAUCCAGGCACUGAUAGAGGGGUUGUCGAGAGACUUGCUCCAAGCACUCAACUCGUACAACUCCAAGCCACUUGGGCCACUGCAGAUCCUAAUGGAAAACCUGUCGACAAACGUAUUCUACUCUCAGCCAGAACAGGCACGCAAGAAAAAAUCCAGGGUUUCUAGUCUAAGGCAGGCACUGGCAAAAAGACUGUCACCAAAGAGGUUCAGGGCUAAGGCAUCCAGGAAACCUGAAGAGUUUGAGCUCUCGGAUUUAGAAACCGGCAGACGAAGGCGCCAACGCAGAUGGGAGGACAUCUUCAAUCAGCACGAGGAAGAACUGAGACAAGUUGAAAACGACAAAGAAGAUGAAUCAUCAGACAAUGAUGAAGUAUUUCAUUCAAUUCAGGCUGAAGUUCAAGUAGAACCAUUACAGCCAGAUGUUCCAGAUCCUAGAGAUAAUGAGGUCCAAGAGAGACCUGUGGCUGGGCCUUGCCACCAGGAUCGUGCACACCGUGUCAAGUUCUCUUCCAGUGUGCUUCAGCUGUCUCUUGAGGAAGAAGCUCGGAAGCAAGUUGAAAGCAGAGGAGGGAGUGCACAAAACCCUCAGAAUUGCCAAGCAGCAGCAUCAGAAUCUUCUUCUGAGGAAGAGAGUCCUGUGACCGGGAGGAGAUCCCAGUCAUCCCCACCUUAUUCUACCAUUGAUCAAAAAUUGCUGAUUGAUGUUCAUGUUCCGGAUGGAUUUAAAGUAGGAAAAAUCUCACCUCCAGUGUACUUGACAAAUGAAUGGGUGGGCUACAAUGCACUCUCUGAAAUCUUCCGGAAUGAUUGGUUAAUCCCUGCACCUGCCAUCCAGCCACCUGAAGAGGAUGGUGAUUAUGUUGAACUCUAUGACGCUGCUGCUGGUGCGGAUGGUGAUUAUGAUGCUUAUGAAGAUUCUUAUGGCCAUGCCAGUGGCAGAGAUAGUGAUCAGGAUAAUGAUGCUCAUAUUUGGCCAAGGGAAAGCUAUGGAAGAGAUGUAUGCAGUGAAGAAGAUGGUUAUGAUGGAAAUGAAGGAGCUGUCCGUGGCUGUGGAACCCGUAGAGCCAAUAGAAGCCGUGGAGCAAGUGCAUUCUGUGAGGGGUUCGAUGGCGAAAAUGAGGCUGCCUGUGCCAUUGCCUCGGGUGCUGCACUCUCAGAGCUUGAUGAUGAGGAUGAGAAUAAGGACAUAUACGAAUCAUCGACACUGUCCGGAUUUUCUGCCAGCCCUUCGUCUGCUUCUAGAGGUUCUGAAGGAUCUGUUGAUACUGAUUUUGCCAGUUCCAUUUUGUAUGCUGGCUUUGUAGAAGUUCCGGAGGAAACACCUAAGCGACCCUCUGAAGUCAAUGUCAACCCACGCUAUGUCUCCUCUGCAAGUAAAAAACCACUAAUCCAUGUGUAUGAGAAGGAAUUCACCUCUGAGAUCUGCUGUGGUUCUCUGUGGGGAGUCAAUUUGCUGCUGGGAACCAGAUCUAGUCUGUAUCUGAUGGACAGGAGUGGAAAAGCAGAGAUAAUGAAACUUAUAAAACGAAGACCUUUUCGCCAGAUUCAAGUCGUGGAGCCACUCAAUUUGCUGAUUACCAUCUCUGGUCGUAAGAACAGACUUCGGGUGUAUCAUUUGACCUGGCUGAGAAACAAGAUUUUGAAUAAUGAUCCAGAAAGUAAAAAAAGACAGGAGGACAUGCUGAAGACUGAGGAGGCCUGCAAAGCCAUUGAUAAGUUGACAGGCUGUGAGCACUUCAGUGUCCUCCAACAUGAAGAAACAACAUACAUUGCAAUUGCUUUGAAAUCAUCAAUUCAUCUUUAUGCGUGGGCACCAAAGUCCUUUGAUGAAAGCACUGCUAUUAAAGUAUGCAUUGAUCAAUCAGCAGACUCCGAAGGAGACUACAUGUCCUAUGAAGCAUAUAUACGAAUACUGGCAAAAAUACAGGCAGCUGAUCCAGCGAACCGGUUUAAGAGACCAGAUGAGCUCCUUCAUUUGCUGAAGCUCAAGGUAUUUCCAACAUCUGGUCUUAAGCCAGUGACAGUUGACUUGGCUGUUGGAUCUGAGAAAAAAUUGAAGAUUUUCUUCAGCUCAGCAAAUGGCUAUCAUAUCAUUGAUGCAGAAUCUGAGGUUAUGUCUGAUGUGAACCUGCCCAAUAAUAAUAUCAUCAUUUUGCCUAACUGCUUGGGGAUUGGCGUGAUGCUCACCUUCAAUGCUGAAACACUCUCCAUGGAAGCCAAUGAACAGCUCUUCAAGAAGAUUCUUGAAGUGUGGAAAGACAUCCCGUCCUCUGUAGCUUAUGAAUGUACACAGAGAACCACGGGAUGGGGUCAAAGGGCCAUUGAAGCCCGCUCUUUGCAGCCAAAGAUUCUGGAAAAUGAGCUGAAGCGCAGGUCAAUUAAGAAGCUGAGAUUUCUCUGUACCCGAGGUGACAAGCUGUUCUUUACCUCUACCCUGCGGAAUCGCCACAGCCGGGUUUACUUCAUGACCCUUGGAAAACUUGAAGAACUUCAAAAUGAUUAUGGUGUUUAAGAAGUUUCAAUGAUUGAUUACACCAUUUACAAACAACAUGUAUGGGCAACUUGCAUCUUCAGAUUUAUGAGAUUAAAUGAGCAUUCAGUUUUAUUGCUAGAGAAAAAUUAAUCAGAAACUUACUUUUAACGUAGCACAGAAUAGUUUUAACAAGAAAUGCAGCUUUAUAUAUAAAAUUAACUAUAGCAAGCUCUGUGUACUCCAAUGGUGUACAAUAACUUUUGCACAAACUUUGUAACUUUUGUUACUGUGAAUUCAAUCAUUACUUUUAGGACACUUUGGACAGUAUCCACAUGCAGAUUUUUAUAACAUGGAAUAAAGAGACUUGUUAUGAAUUAGAUUACAAACAGCUUUCAAAAAAUUUGGCCCAAAGAUUUUCCAGAAAAAAAGCAUGAACAAACUAAUUUUUUUUCCGAAAUUACAUAAACAAAGGUUGAAUCAUGAAAAUGAAAUCAUAAGGACUAUAGUAUAGCCGAGACUAAGGUUAAAUAACCUGCUUGCCCAGAGAAAACAACAGGGAUUAAAGGGGAAAAGCCACCCAUCUCCUUACAGUGAGGCUGACAAUUGUGGUUUUGUUUUUGUUUUUG